Mesocestoides corti is the source of this 1290-nucleotide messenger RNA. NCBI's taxonomy places the organism in Eukaryota, Metazoa, Platyhelminthes, Cestoda, Cyclophyllidea, Mesocestoididae. The record is from the annotation of a GenBank genome assembly.
AUGGGAGAUUUAGCCAAAAACUGUGCAAAGAUAGAAGAAAGAAAACCAAAUAGCCGUUGGAAGGAUGCAAUUGAAUAUAUUAAUUCCGGAGACUUUGCUCCAGAAGAUAUGGUUUUGGAAUUGCUUAUAUGGAAUCUCAACCAAUACCCAACAAGCACCGGGUUUAUAAUUGAUGGAUACCCACGAACAUUUAAACAGUACGAUGAUCUCAAAAUACACAUUGGCGGGGAUAGGCUAUCUGGUGUUGUCCUUAUCGAUGCUCCCGAGGAAAAAUGUUUGCGCCGAAUCCACAUUGCAAACCAGAGAAAAAGACAAUGUGACGAACACUUAUCAUUUGAUGUAGUUCAAAGAAAAAUGUGCAUGUAUAAAAAAGUGACGCUUGCAAUGUGCAAAGUCAUCGAUGAUGAAAAGAAGCUGUACAUUGUGAGUCAUAGUUUAUUUUAUCAAGAGUGGGCCAUCUUCCGGCCACCUGUUCAGGCAGAAUCCACGUGUGAUGCAGACGUACCAACGCAAAAGUCCGUGCCGAGAUUUGUUGGUUGCCCUGGAAAUUCACUGGCUCUUCACAUUCCGACCAUCCAACCUGACUACAAAGACACCGGGCGACGGCCUGGACUGCCCACUUGUCCGGUUCUAGUUUUGUUAGGCGGCCCUGGAUCUGGUCGUACAAAGCAGUCACUGGCCCUGUGUAAGUCCGUCAAAGGAGCCAAGCACUACAACCUCACUGAUCUACUCCGAACGAAGGUGCUCAGCUCUCUUGCAAACGGCGGGGAAAAGGACUGGGAUGUCGUUGCCAAGCGAGUGCACAGCAGUCAGCCUCCUCUUUAUUACGACGUACAACUCGACAUUCUACGCGAGGAAUUCGUUAAGUCGGCAAAAUGCGCCACAAUAGUUAUCAUCGAGGGCUACAUGAAUGACGAAAAGCAGAUUUCUACUUUCAAUCAGACGAUUGGAGGUGCCGACAUGAUUGUGUUGCUUGAUUGCAAGGAGGAGAUAAUGAAAUCCCGCCUUAGCAGGCGGUGCACGCGGCUCAAACGAAUUGAGGAUGAAGCUCACAUCGUUUAUCAAAGGAUUAAUUUCUUCAAACAAGUGACACUAUCAGUGGCACGUUACUUUGAUGAACUUGGAAAACUAGUGAUUGUUCCAGCUGAUCGUGAAGCCGACUUAAUAUCGAAAGACCUUAAAGCCCUGAUCGAAUACUUCCUAGCCAAGAGAAAAAGUUCGUCCAAAAAUAAUUGCAACAGAAUCGACGUAAGGAUUUUACAAUCUUUCAAUGAUUUCGUGUUCAUUUAA